Hemibagrus wyckioides is the source of this 4296-nucleotide messenger RNA. It is a transcript of the gene foxj2, whose product is annotated as forkhead box J2. Gene Ontology annotation, molecular function: DNA-binding transcription factor activity, RNA polymerase II-specific; RNA polymerase II cis-regulatory region sequence-specific DNA binding. The transcript has 10 exons. Gene Ontology annotation, cellular component: nucleus. Bases 387 to 1907 code for a protein of 506 amino acids. The record is from RefSeq and is a predicted model, not a curated record. NCBI's taxonomy places the organism in Eukaryota, Metazoa, Chordata, Actinopteri, Siluriformes, Bagridae. Gene Ontology annotation, biological process: regulation of transcription by RNA polymerase II.
GUCAAAGAAACAGGAAUACUGAAGGUGGAGUGUAUGACGUUGUUCAGAAAAAGGGAGGGGAGAGAGGGAGAGAGAGAGAGAGAGAGAGAGAAAGAAAGGAAGAACUUUUCCGAAUGUUUUUCCCUCUCCCCCUCCUUUUAGUUUAAACAAACAUUACGGAGAGAGAGAGAGUGUGUAAAUCUUUACAAAAAAAACUUGCAAGGCUGUUUGGAUGGGAAAUGAAUGACUGAUAAACCGAAAGAGGAAGAGAGAAAGAAAAGAAGAAGGGAAAAUAAACACUCAGCGAACGUCUUCAGUCCAGUGUAACAGAUGACGGCAUUAAAAAUUGACAGUGUGAAGCCUGGGGCCUGUUGACAGACUAGAGCGUUGCAGCAACUUCCUUGACCAUGACAUCAGAACUGGACUCUAGUUUGACCAGCAUCGACUGGCUCCCAAAUCUGGGAAUGAGCAGUCUCCGCUCAGGAAAAGAACGAGGGGAGAGAAAGCGAGAGCGAGGAAGAGAACGAGAUACGCCCCCGUCCAUCCCGUCCUCCUCCCCUCCACCAAACUCCUCCAAGGGGAAACCACCACAUAGUUAUGCCACACUCAUAGCAAUGGCAAUAAGCUCGGCUCCGGAGAGAAAGCUGAGUCUGAAUGACAUCUACACAUGGAUCAGUGACACCUUUCCAUUCUACAGCAGAGCAGGAAGAGGCUGGAAGAAUUCAAUUCGACAUAAUCUCUCCUUGAAUAAGUGCUUCCGGAAAGUUCCAAGACCACAGAGCGACCCUGGGAAGGGUUCUUAUUGGACCAUGGAUGGACCACCUGACCAAUAUCAGUCUAGAGGUGCAAAAAGGCCUUAUCCUACAAGCGAUGAAGAGACGGAGGUCGCUGAAAAACCUCCACUUGCCAUGGACAAAACACAUCUCAGUCAGACGGAGCCUCUCCCUCUCCCUCCAGCCGACGUCAAAACUACUCUGUCUCCACCUCCAUGCAAGCGUCCACCCCCUGCCCCGUUAAAUACAGCCCCUGCUGCCUCUGUGCCCUCAGCUGAGCAGCCGCUGCGCUUCUCCUUCGCUGAUCUCAACCUGCCAGACCUCUACAAUUCAUUUCAGUCUCUCUAUCGCUCUGUGAGAGAGAGAGUCACUUCACAGUCGGAUGCCUCCAGUCUGCUUGGUAUACCGGGUGACAUUGCACCGCUCCACACACCAACGCUGCCACCUCUGUCACCUCACCCCUGCCCCAGCACUAUUCCACCCACACACGUGGUCACCAGCCUCACCCCUAACAUGAACCCGAGUUUCCCUUCUAAUCAAAAUGUCGAGCCUGACCGACAGCUCCACAACAACGUAGUCUCGACAGACUGGUUCAGUAAUGCCGAGUCUUUAAGAGAGAGCUUCAGAAUUGCGAGUAGUUUGGACUGGUCUAAUAUAGAUCUCACCAAUCACCCUGACCUGGUAGAGAGCAUGCGUCAGGCAGAACUCUGCGAUUGGGCGCUGGAUCCGGCCGUCUUCACCUCGCUUUGUGAUUCACUCAACCGCUUCUUCACUCACAGGGGCAUAAUUGGCUCAGCGUCGGGCAGCUCGUCCACUCUGAGCCAGAUAGCUUCACCUCUAACCAACAUGCCACCUGGCACUCAUCCAGCCCUGUCGCAUUUAACACAACCCUCUCCACUUAGCUUACCUCCCCAGCUCCCGCACUGUAGCGGCUCUCAGUCUGUUCAGAGCCACAGGAAAACUCUGACACCUCAAAACCACAGUCAGAAUUCACAGAGGAACCUUGAAGCCCAGCCAGCUGUUAGCCAGCCUCUUCCCUCCAAUGCUCUUCCAGCACAACCUCUGACACCUCGAAAUCGACCCCCAAUGAAGCAGCUCCACAGCAACAGUGAAGAGAUUCAGGAUGACUUUGAUUGGGAUUCACUGAUUGUGUGAACAUUUGCUGAAUCUUCUGGACUUUGUGGAACAAUUUAAAAUACUGCAGAGAUUUAUUUAUCAAGCUGAGCGCGCAUGUUUGAAAUCUGAAAAUAUAAAAUUCCAGUAUAUGUUUGUGUAGUGGCGGCUCUUCUAUAUCUGUCUCUCUCUCUACAUACUCCAAAGAAAUCCGCAUUCAGAAGACAAUGCAUUGUAAAUUCGGUUGAAAUACUAAUUACCUCUUCUGAAUGGCCAACAAUAGAAAAUGACUUACCUAUUUGAUAAUUUAUAACUGAUGUUCCAGUCGCUCACAUUUCUACAUCGAGCCCCCUAGUGGUCAACUAGAGGCCCACUGGUAUUACACAGGUAUUACAAAGAGUUACCAGUACACCAAAAUCUAAAUUAAUAAUAAUAAUUCAAAUUAAAUAAAAUACUCACCAGCUGCCAAGAUCUUAUUUUGAAGCAAGUUGUUGUUCUCUAGCUUCUCCCUGUUCAGGGUCGCCACUGCUAAUCAUCUGAUCCGCACAUUUUUGAUUUGGCACAAGUUCUACCCCAGAUGCCCUUCCUGAUUCAAUCCUCCCAUUUUAUCCGGGCUUGGGACGGUUAACCCCUAAAGCGCACAGGUUUAUUCUGUGCCCGGGUAUCAAGCCCGUGCCACGGCAGUGAGAGCACAAGAUCCUGCCUCAGGACCACCAGGGAUCUUAUUUGGAGCAAGUAAUUGUAAUUAAAUCUAUUAAAACUUUCAGCAAACAGUGACAAAGUGUAAGUACACGCAGUGUGGGUGUACAGAACUGUCAUCAUCUUAUGAUUGUAAGGCAAAAGAGGGAAAGCAGAAUCAUGUCUAUAGAUCAGAAAUGUUAGUACACCGCAGUGACCUUGUUGCCCAAACAAAGGCUGAAGGGGGGGUAAGAAAAAUUUCUCCCUGCUACUAGACAGUAAGAAGUAGUUAGCUUUCAGCUGCCUAUUACGGUGUCAUUCUAUAGCAUAAGUCAAGUGGUAUAGUCUCUCAACUUAAUUUUGUUUGACAUUGUGUCAUUAUUAAUAUCCAAUAUAUAUAUUUUAUAUUAUAUAUAUAUAUAUAUUUAUAUAUAUUUAUAUUAUAUAAUGUUCAUGAGCUGCUGUUAGUUCUAUGCUGCUACUUUCUAGCAGUAGUAGUAGAGGUACUGUGUUUUACCCACAACCAGGAGACAAAUUCAAGUUGGUCUGCUAACCUGGAUGCAUUUAGAUACUAUACAUGGAGGAACAGUUUUUACUAUUCAUAAUACUGAUAUAUGAACACUGAUCAUUAUUGUGAAACAUUUGGAGAUGAUUUGGUGCAAAUGCUGUCUACACUUCUAUGAAUUGGACCAAUGUUUUCCAGCUUUGUCUACUCAGUAAAUCAUUAUACUACAAUAAAUGGAGAAAAGAUUUAUCGUAUAAAAUAUAAGUAUGAGAAAUAUUCCCUCCAAAUUGCAAACAAAGCCAUCAAAAUCAUAAAAAUAUUCUUAAUUAUUCACUAGCGUAACUUUUUUUUUUUUUUUGCUUGUUAUCUUUGUAGGCUUUUCAGAUGAACUCACUAUUUUGACUAGUUAUACAUUUUUUUUUAAUUGCAAUUGAAAGUGCUUUUGUAUGUAAUGCUUUUUUUUUUUUUUUUUGGCUAAGCUUACUAAAUGUAAGUCUAAUGGGUGGCUGGGGCUGCUUCAGUGUAUUGUGACUGAAUAUCAUGUGUGAGAACAGUUCAAUGUUUUCAACUCUCUCGAAUUAUUUUAGCACUUCCUUUGCAAAUGUUAACUUCCUGAAUUCUAAAUAAAUCAGGCAGCACAAUUUUCUAAGCCUUGCACUCCAAAAAUGAAAAAAAGAAAAAAAAAGAGCACAGCUCAAAAAAUGAUUUGAAAAUGUCUAAAGAAGGUCUGGGUCCUGAAUUCGUUGGAACACUUGCAAAAAGAGAAAUGGAUUUAAAAAAAAAUAAAAAAAACAAGAAAAUAACCCACUUUUUUUUUUUUUACAUUUAUUUUUUUUUUCCUCCUCCAUUUUUUUGAAAUGUGAAUAUUCACAGUCGACACCAUAAUCUUUUUUUUUUUUUUUUUAAGCUUACCCAGUAUAAGAGAUAUCUUCAUAUAUAAAAUAAUUCAUCAAAAGUAAAUUAAGAAUAACAGCAUGGAUUGUUAUUCAGUCCCCCAAAUUAGCAUUUCAAAUUUUGCAAAUGUUUCAUCCAGGUCACAAUUUGUUUUAGAAGCAUUUAAAGUCCACCCACCCCAUUUUGUUUCAGAAACAUACGGGAAAGACAUGGUGGGUGGUGAAAUGUGAGAAUAAAAUCUUGUGUCCCGUGUGACAGUUCUGACUAAUGCUUCAAGUCUUGACUAAUGCUUCCAAAAAAAAACAAAAAAAAAAAAAGGGUGAAAAAAUGACAUCAACACUAAAUACAGAUGCC